This is a messenger RNA of Aureococcus anophagefferens, 2868 nucleotides long. RefSeq lists its product as hypothetical. Bases 1 to 2868 code for a protein of 955 amino acids. The transcript is spliced from 3 exons. Gene Ontology annotation, cellular component: membrane. The record is from RefSeq and is a predicted model, not a curated record. Lineage: Eukaryota; Pelagophyceae; Pelagomonadales; Pelagomonadaceae.
AUGGAAUUGGGCGACGACGGCGCCGAGGCGCCGCGCUGGUCCCUCGAGGCCGCGACGCGCUUCGUCGACGGGAAGAUCGCGGACUUCUUCGCGGCGCUCGGCGCCCUCUGCGCGCGCCGGCCGAAGAAGGUGCUCGCCGUCUCCGUGUGCGCCGUCUUGCUGUGUAGCGUCGGCCUGAGCCGCUUCACGAUCAACUCCAACGACGACACGCUCUACCUGCCCGAGGACGCCCCGUCCAUCGAGCGCAACGGCUGGAUCGGCCGCACGUUCGUACGCGCCAAGACGGAGAAGUCGUCGACGUUCUACGUCUUCGGCACGGGCGCGGCGCACAAGAACGUGCUCCGGGACCGCGAGGCCCUGCGCGCCCUCUUCGGCGUCCACGAGAAGAUCGUGGCGGCCGAGGACGGCCACGGGCGGACGCUCUACGACUGCGGCGUCACGAACCACUACGGCAACAAGGUCUGGCUCGGGCCGCUCGGCUACUGGAACUACUCGCGCGACGCCUUCGAGGCCGACGACGACUGGCGCGGGACGCUCGCGCGGCCGCGCGCCGUCGACUGGUACGGCAUCACGUCCGUGAACGACGGGAAGGUGAAACCCCAGGAGACGCCGCUGACGCGCGUGCUCGGCGAUUUCGAGAUCGUCGACGGCGCGAUGGUGUCCGCGUCGGCGAUCCAGUUCAUGGCCAAGCUCGUCGGCGACUGCCCGGACAGCGUGAGCCGCGCCGGCGACGCCGCCGUGGAGGCGGCGAGCCCCGCGCGGGGGGUCCUCGACGUCUUCGUCCACUCCCACACCUCGUACCGCGACGCCGUGCUGGACGCCCUCAAGCACGACCUGACGUUGGUGCUCGCGUCGCUGGCGCUCCUCGUCGCGUUCGCGUCGGUCUGCUUCGGCGUCGACGCGAGGACGCGCGGCGACGCCGUCGGACCGCGCGCGCUCCUCGGCGGCGCCGCGCUCGCGUCCGUGCUCCUGGCGCUCGCGGCCGCGUUCGGCCUCUGGAUGGCCUUCGGGGGCUACUUCCAGAACCUGAUGGCCGCGGCCAUCUUCAUGACGCUCGGCCUCGGCGUCGACGACGCCUUCGUCGUCGUCGACGCGGUCGACGCGGUCGACGACGACGACGACGACCUGAGCGUCGAGGAGGCCGCGGCGAACAAGCUCGGCGAGGGCCUGCGCACGGCGGGGGCGUCGAUUCUGCUGACGUCGUGCACGGACGCCGCGGCCUUCGCGGCCUGCGCGGCGACGUCGAACAUCCCGGCCGUGACGUCGUUCUGCGGCGUCGCGCUGGGCAGGAAACAAAAAUAUUCAACACGACUUCAAUAUUCAUUUAUUCGCACGGUUUCGACAUACUCUUUUGAUCGCGUCGCGGCCCUCUGCGUCGCCUGCGACUUUUUGUUGCAGGUGACCUUCUUCGCCGCGCUGCUGGCGUUGGACGUGCGGCGGGGCAUCGCGCGGAAGCGGCGUUUCGGCGCUGCCGCGCCGCUCCGGGCGCGGGGGGCGGCGAAGGGGCCGUGCGCGGCGGUCGCGCAAUUCGUGACGCGGCGCGAGUGCCGGCUCGUGGUGGCGGGUCUCGUGGUCGUCCUCCUCGCCCUGGGCGUCGCGGGCGCGUCGAAGCUCGAGAUGGAGUACGAGACGCAGUGGAUGGCGCCGGACGACUCGUCGGCGCGCCGCGCCUACGCCGUCGAGGAGCAGUACUUUCUGACGUCGAACGUCUGGUUCGUCGACGCCUACUCCCGCCACGCCUCGCCCUCGGCGCUCUACGACCACUACGAGUCCUACGUCGCCGCGCUGCGCAAGCUCGACGCGCUGAAGUUCAACGGCCUGACGAAGAGCUGGGUCGCCGAGUUCGACGCGUACCGAACGGCCUUCAACGCGUCGUGGUCCGACGAGGCGGGCUUCGACGCGGCGAUCCGCGACUUCCGGGCGCACCACGCGGGCCACUACGGCCGGGAACUCGUGGCCUACGAGAACGGGGGCGGCGGCGUGCUCAUGCCCGGCGGCGCGCGGACGGCGGCCUGCACGAUCCUGAGCUUCCGCGACGGCGCGAACGGCACGGACUCCGUCUGCGCGUCGAAGAUCCCCAUGUCCUGGAAGAAGGUCAACGAGAAGUCGACGCAGAUGCGGCGGCUCGACGAGGCGCAGGCGCUGCUCGACGCCCACGGCGCCGAGGAGCUGGGGUUAUUUGUCCAGCGGAGCGCUGUUUUAGAAGCGCUGGCGCUCACGUGGCCCCAGACCGUGAAAUCCGUGGGCUACGUCGCUUUGACCGUGUUCCUCACGUGCUUGCUGCUAUUGGGCCGCGCGAGCGCGGCGGCGCUCAUGCUCGGGGUCAUGGCCUUCGUCGACGUCGUGCUCAUCGGCGCGCUCUACUGGAUCGGCGAGUACUGCAACAUGAUCACGGCGGUCAUCCUGACGCUGGCCAUCGGCCUCGCGGUCGACUUCAGCGCCCACGUGACCCACGCCUACUUCCACGCCGAGAGCGCGUCAUCGGCGCUCGCGCGCAUGCUGCCGCCGAUCCUCAAGGCCGGCGGGUCGACGCUCCUGGCGGUCCUGCCCAUGGCGUUCUCGCAGUCGUACGUCAUCCGCCUGUUCUUCGCCAUGUCGCUCAUGAUCAUCUCCCUGGGGCUCUUCGUGGGGCUGCUCGUCGUCCCGGCGGCGCUCCAGACCGCGGACGACGUCGCGCUCUACCGGAACCGGCGCGACCUCGAGAACCGGCUCCGGACCGCGUCCUACGCGCACGACGACGGCUUCGCCGGCGGCGGCCACGACUACAUCGGCGACUCGUACCACCUCAUCGACGACGAGCCGGGCGGCGACGACACGAGGCGCGCGUCGCGCCUCCGCGUCAUGGAGCUGUGCGACACGGGGGGGUAA